Messenger RNA from Microtus ochrogaster (prairie vole), 1289 nucleotides. RefSeq names its product Yip1 interacting factor homolog B, membrane trafficking protein (gene Yif1b). Gene Ontology annotation, biological process: endoplasmic reticulum to Golgi vesicle-mediated transport. Gene Ontology annotation, cellular component: endoplasmic reticulum membrane; Golgi membrane; COPII-coated ER to Golgi transport vesicle. NCBI's taxonomy places the organism in Eukaryota, Metazoa, Chordata, Mammalia, Rodentia, Cricetidae. The record is from RefSeq and is a predicted model, not a curated record.
GUGCGUGCCCGGUCUACGCCUGUUCUAGGAGCCGGGGGAGUCAGCUGUGAACAAGGUGCCAUUCCCACCCUGGGGGCCUUACAGUGAAGGAAAGAAACAACUGAUGCUCAGUGCUGUGGACCAGUGGAGGGGAUUGGUGGGUGCUGCUGAGAGAGGCGCCCUGCAUGCAGCACGGCCUUGGGGAGGAGAGGAGAGAGCCGGAGAGCACGCCAGGCUGGGGCGUGUUGGGGAACACUGAGACGCCCAGCGCCUCGAAACGGAGGGUCCCUGUGUCCCAGCCAGGCAUGGCUGAUCCCCACCAGUUUUUUGAUGACACGAGUUCGGCCCCAAGCCGGGGCUACGGAGCCCAGCCAUCAUCUGGUGGCCUGGGCUACCCCUCCCCUUCCUCCCCACCUGAGGCAGCCUUCCUGGCUGACCCUAUGUCCAACAUGGCGAUGGCCUAUGGGAGCAGCCUGGCCGCUCACGGCAAGGAGCUGGUAGACAAGAAUAUUGACCGCUUCAUCCCUGUCACCAAGCUGAAGUACUACUUCGCCGUGGACACCGUGUACGUGGGCAAGAAGCUGGGCCUGCUCUUCUUUCCCUACCUACACCAGGACUGGGAGGUGCAGUACCAGCAGGAUACCCCAGUGGCCCCCCGCUUUGACAUCAACGCUCCAGACCUCUACAUUCCAGCCAUGGCUUUCAUCACCUACAUCCUGGUGGCUGGCCUUGCCCUGGGGACCCAGGACAGGUUCUCCCCAGACCUCCUGGGACUACAGGCGAGCUCGGCACUGGCCUGGCUGACCCUGGAGGUUGUGGCCAUCCUGCUCAGUCUCUACCUGGUCACUGUCAACACCGACCUCACCACCAUUGACCUGGUGGCCUUCCUGGGCUACAAAUAUGUCGGGAUGAUCGGCGGGGUCCUCAUGGGCCUGCUCUUUGGGAAGAUCGGCUACUACCUCGUGCUUGGCUGGUGCUGUGUGUCUAUCUUUGUGUUCAUGAUCCGGACGCUGCGGCUCAAGAUCCUGGCCCAGGCGGCGGCCGAAGGGGUGCCGGUGCGCGGGGCGCGGAACCAGCUGCGCAUGUACCUGACCAUGGCGGUGGCGGCCGCGCAGCCGCUGCUCAUGUACUGGCUCACCUUCCACCUGGUACGGUGAGCGGCCAGCCUGGCCUCCAGCUGCCACAUUCAUCUCGCCCAACCCGGGCCCGGCUCUCCAGGCCCGCGCCCCUCCCUCCCAGCCAAGGUGCUCUCGUCUCCAGCUGCACACCCCAACAAUAAACCUGAUGGGCUCAGCAUGGCCUCCGCUCCU